Perkinsus marinus ATCC 50983 is the source of this 768-nucleotide messenger RNA. RefSeq lists its product as hypothetical. The transcript is spliced from 4 exons. The coding region runs from base 107 to 634 and encodes 175 amino acids. NCBI's taxonomy places the organism in Eukaryota, Perkinsozoa, Perkinsida, Perkinsidae. The record is from RefSeq and is a predicted model, not a curated record.
GCGAACACCACGACCAGCAACUCGGGCGGCGCGUCGGGAGUCACAAACCCUCACCCCGCUUGCGUGCCGGCCUACGCAGACCCCGAAGAUACCGUUACCUACGUACAUGAGCGCCGACGGUGAUGCAUCGACUCGUGACUCGUCCAGCCGGAGGGUCACGUGCACGAGGAAGUCCACACGUCGGUCGCAGCGAGAAGCGAAGAAGGCUAAACAUGAUUCGCAAUCUCUCUCGUCGCCGGAGACUCCUACCACGGUGACUCAGGAUGGAGACCAUAUGAGCCUGGAAGUGGCUGAUGAACAGAUGCUGGCUGGGAGGCAUAUAAGCAAUGCCAAGUUCCGCAAGGGAUUCGUCUCUCCUGACACAGGCGAGAUAGUGUAUGUUGUACGCGAUAUACUGGGAUACCGCAGACGUGGAAAAAGCAUAGAAGAGUAUAAUGUCGCCUGGGAAGGGUAUCCCGAUUCUGCAGCUACCUGGGAGCCAGCUGCCAACAUCCCGGCGUCGGAAUGGAAGGAAGAGCGUGACGAUGCUCGCCGGAAGUACGAGCUCGAGCAGAAGCUGAGGCACGGGGUGAAGAGAAGAAGAGAUCCAGAAGUGCUUUCUGAGUUCGCGGAAGACAUAAUACCACUUGACUGAGAGUUUUGCGUUUUCUUCCUCUGUUAUCAUUAUUACUCUUCGUAUGUGACCUGUACUAAUUGAGUGCAGAGAAUGAGAAUAUUCUCUUCUCCGCCUAAUGCAAUGCUGCGAACUUCUGUACUGUCAAAUUGACU